This is a messenger RNA of Funneliformis mosseae, 750 nucleotides long. NCBI's taxonomy places the organism in Eukaryota, Fungi, Glomeromycota, Glomeromycetes, Glomerales, Glomeraceae. The record is from the annotation of a GenBank genome assembly.
AUGACAAGCAUAGCAAAGCUUCCAACCGAAUUACUUGAGCAAAUGAUUUCAUACUUGGAUUAUCCAUCAUUAUUAAAUUGUCGGUAUCAAAAUCAUAAAUUCUUUUCUUUAACGAUUCCAUUGGUUUGGAAGAAUUUAGGUGAAUGUUAUUGGGGAAGUACAGCGAAAACCCCCUUACGUUGGCAUUUAAUCUCAAACACAUUAUCCUCAUCCGAGUAUAAUUUCGUUAAUUACGCAAAUUUCGUACAAAAGAUCGAUUUAUCUUGCACUUUUUCCCCCGCUUUUCGCAUACCAAAGCAAACUUUACUUCAUUUACUCAUUCAUGGUAUUAAGCUUCGAGAGAUUUACUUUGAGUAUCAUAAAGAAUCUUCUAACCUUGAACCUUUUGAAUGUUUAAAUGAAAUUAAUUCCCCCUCCUUUACUGAUCAUCAUGACAAUUCGUUACAACUCAAUGCGCCGAUACGUAAAGUCACGAUGAAAUUAUAUAGCGUAUCACCAACUUUAAUCAUCUCUUUGUUCUCAAAAUAUAUUAAAACUUUAGAAGAAUUGACCUUAAAGAUCAUGUACGAAUUAAAUCCUUUACCUAUGGAUGAUUUAAGAUUUUUGGUGAUCAAUAAUCAAAACUUAAAACACAUGGAAUUGUUUACUUUACAAGGUGCAAGGGUUCUUGAUGAGGAAAAUUUGAAUAAAUUCAGGUCAAAUGGUGAGUUACCUAACGCUGACUAUUGGUGGACCGAUGGGAUAAUUUAG